Diospyros lotus (date-plum) is the source of this 468-nucleotide messenger RNA. Its product is annotated as ribosome biogenesis regulatory protein homolog. Bases 1 to 468 code for a protein of 155 amino acids. The record is from RefSeq and is a predicted model, not a curated record. The transcript is spliced from 2 exons. Lineage: Eukaryota; Viridiplantae; Streptophyta; Magnoliopsida; Ericales; Ebenaceae.
AUGAAGAACAAACUUGGUACUUGGAAGCGCCGCCAUGGUUAUGAUCGUGUUAAUGAUGAAAGAGAUGUUGCCAUCAUUGAGGCAAAGGAAACUGAUGGUAUUUAUAUAAGUGGUAAUCUUAUUGUAGUUACCUGUAGAGUCCAACUAAAUUAUGGUUAUUUUUAUCCCAUUCAUCAUAACACCAACAAAAUAUUGUGUUCAAUCUGCAGCCAUAUUCAAUUGGCUGCUACAUCUCUGCCCAUAACAGGAACUCAAGCCGCACCAAAGAAAGCUAGUAAAGAAGAACUUGAAAAUGUUGCUGGCAUGGCUGCAACCUCAACUGCCAAUGGGGAAAAAUUUGACAAGAAGCUUCCAGGAGAAAAGCCCCCAAAGCAUGAAGGGAAAUAUCGCAAGGUAAAGAAGAAACCUCUCAAGAAAACAUCCAAAAAGGGAUCAUCUUCGAACAAAGGAAAAUUGAAACGAAAUUAG